AAGUGGCAGUUGUAAACUUUACCUCCCUGGGGCUUUUCUUCUCCCCCUUUGCUACUUGUCCCUUCUCUCUGGGUCCUAAAGUCCAUCGGGUUCCAACAGUUUUUACUUUUACCUCCGAGGGCUACCUGUGUCUCCUGCCUAGGAGACUUGAAGCUGCCCCUGGGGUCUUGGGUGUGCAGUCUGGACCACGAGAGACCCCCCCGAGGAUGACCUGGUUUUGGCUCAAACCUGUGAAAAUGCCAUCUGGAUUGAGAAUCCACUGAAGACUUCGGUCCAUCUAACCUGUAAGUCACAGACAUCUUGGACAAUUUCAGUCAUCAAUAAGGAGGUAUAUCAUUAAGAAACAGUGGGGUAUUUUGAAAGAGUUGGAAGACUUACCAUGAGUUUAAACACUUCAAAUAAUGCCACUGGUGAGACCCAAAGGUUGAAGAAUGCCUCACCAGAAGUAAAACAGAUGCUUAAAAAUGAAGCAGAUUUGGAUGUUACUGCUGAUCUCAGAAAGAAACUCCAUCGAGCUAAGAAAGAAAAAUUAGAAAUGACAACUAAGCACAAUGCAGAGCUGUUAAGCUGUGAGAGCCAGAUUGCCAAGCUCCGGUCCGAGGUUGAAAAAGGAGAAGCAUUGAGACAAAGUUUGGAAUAUGACCUCGCUGUCGCUAGACAGGAAGCUGGUCUUGGAAGACGGGCUGCUGAGGAAAGAUUAGCUGAGGCACAUAGGAUCCAAGAAAAACUCUGUGCUCAGAAUUCAGAACUUCAAGAAAAGGUAAAUGAGAUUGAGAAAGUAUUUCAGAGUUCCCAGCAGAAAUGGAAAGAAGAAUGUAGAAGAUUUGAACAUGAUUUGGAGGAAAGAGACAAUAUAAUUCAAAAUUGCAAUACAGAAUAUGAUUUACUUUUGAAGGAAAAAAGCAGACUUGAAAAAACUCUACAGGAAGCGUUGGAAAACCAUCAGCAGGAGAAGAAUGAGAUGGAGUCUCAUAUCAGGGAGACAGCAUUGGAGGAGUUUAGAUUACAAGCAGAACAAUGGGAAGCAGAAAGAAGAGAGUUACAAUUUAUAGUACAGGAGCAAGAUAGUGCUGUACAAAGUAUGCACAAGAAAGUUGAACAGUUAGAAACAAAACAUAUGGAAUGCUCUGACCUUUUACAACGACAAACAAGUGAACUUGAAUUUAGUACUCAGCGAGAAGAAUGUCUUAGAAAAGAAUUCGAGGCAACUACUCUGAGAGUAAGGAAAUUGGAAGAAAAUAUUGAAGCAGAAAGAGCGGCACAUUUGGAAUCAAAAUUUAAUUCUGAAAUUAUUCAGUUACGGAUUCGAGACCUUGAAGGAGCUUUACAGGUAGAAAAGGCCAGUCAAGCAGAAGCUGUUGCUGAUUUGGAAAUGAUCAAGAAUGAAUUCAAAGAAGUUGAAAGUGCAUAUGAGCGAGAAAAGCUUAACGCCCAAGAGAGCUUUGCAAAGCUAAAUUUAUUAGAGAGAGAAUAUUUCUCCAGAACCAAGACACUAAAUGAAGAGAUUGAGGAACAGAAGAAAGUAAUUAUAGACCUUUCAAAGAGACUCCAGUAUAAUGAAAAAAGUUGCAGUGAAUUACAGGAAGAACUUGUAAUGGCUAAGAAGCACCAGGCCUUCCUAGUAGAGACAUGUGAAAAUAACGUGAAAGAAUUGGAAUCGAUCUUGGACAGCUUUACUGUGUCGGGCCAGUGGACAUCAGGCAUCCACAAGGACAAAGAUAAACCUCCCAGCUUCCCUGUUGUCCUUGAGACUUUGAGGCGUACCUUGACAGAUUACCAGAACAAGCUGGAAGAUGCAUCUAAUGAGAUAAACAGCAUGAAUGAUGCUAAGGAAAAGACAUCUAAUGAACUUGAUUUUACCAAACAGAAGAUUGAAUCUCACACUAAAAAUAUAAAGGAACUUCAGGAUAAACUCACUGAUGCUCAUAAAGAAUUAAGUCAUUUACGCACAAAAUGUGCAGACCGAGAGGCUUUAAUAAGCACUUUGAAAAUGGAGCUACAAAAUGUGCUGCACUGUUGGGAAAAAGAAAAGGCGCGAGCAGCUCAGUGUGAAAAUGAACUGCAGAAACUCUCCCAGGCAUUCCAUAAGGACACUGAGGAGAAGCUAACCUUCCUUCAUACCUUGUAUCAGCACUUGGUAGCAGGCUGUGUGCUCAUAAAACAACCAGAAGGCAUGUUGGAUAAAUUCUCUUGGUCUGAGCUUUGUGCAAUCUUGCAGGAGAAUGUUGAUGCCCUCAUUGCAGACCUCAACAGGGCUAAUGAGAAGAUAAGCCAUCUAGAGUAUAUCUGUAAAAAUAAAUCUGACACAAUGAGAGAACUUCAACAGACUCAGGAAGACACCUUUAACAAAGUGGCAGAACAGAUCAAAGCCCAAGAGAGCUGCUGGCACAAACAAAAGAAGGAACUGGAACUGCAGUAUUCUGAACUUCUCCUCGAGGUACAGAAGAGGGCACAGAAAUUUCAAGAAAUUGCAGAAAAAAAUAUGGAAAAAUUGAACCAAAUUGAGAAGUCCCAUGAACAGUUGGCUAUUGAAAAUUCACACUUCAAAAACAUGUUAUCAAAGACUCAAAGGGAUCAAUCAUCCUUGCUGGCAGCCUGUGCAUUGAUGGCUGGGGCAUUAUAUCCCCUUUAUAGCAGAUCCUGUGCUUUAUCUACACAGAGAGAUUUUCUCCAGGAGCAGGUCAACACCUUUGAAUUGUUCAAAUUGGAAAUUAGAACGCUAGCCCAAGCAUUGUCAACGGUAGAGGAAAAGAAGCAAGAGGAAGUGAAGAUGAAGAAAAAACCAUUCAAAGGAUUGAUACGUAUAUUCCGGAAAGGUGUCAUUGCAAUUUUGGCAGCAAACAGACUCAAGAUUUUGGGCCAGUCAUGUGCUUCUCUUUUUACCUGGAUGGAAAGUUUCAAAGAAGGUAUAGGCAUUUUAGUGUGCACAGGAGAGCCCAAAGACAAGCAUAAAUUUCCAAAACAUCAAAGGGAACAGUUUCGUUGUUUACAAGCGCUCACUUGGCUUACCAGUGCUGACCUUCUUGCUGCAAUAAUCAGUUCUAUGGCCGAGUUACAAGAAGUCAUUAGUAAAACAGAUCCAAAUUCCAGAAUUUGUGGACAUUUACUCAUAGGUACAGCGAAAAAUUCUUUUGCAAAACUCAUGGAUAAAAUUAGUCUGGCAAUGGAGAGUAUACCUCUGCAUAAUGGCAGGAGUAUAUCAUAUGUAGAAAAAGAUUCCCUGGUUCAGAGGUUGGCCCGUGGACUUCAUAAAAUAAACACAUUGGCCCUGAAAUAUGGUUUGCGUGGCCAUGUGCCCAUUAUGAAAAGCACAGCAUCAUUACAAAAGCAAAUAUUUGGAUUUACACAAAGACUGCAUGCAGCAGAAGUGGAACGCCGUUCUCUGCGCCUCGAGGUCACAGAAUUCAAACGCAAUGUGAAUGAAAUGAAAAAGGAGCUUGACAAAGCCCAGGGUCUCCAAAUGCAGUUAAAUGAAUUUAAGCACUCUAAAUUGAUCACCCAUGAGAAAUUUGAAAGUGCAUGUGAAGAACUAAAUAAUGCAUUGCUUCGGGAGCAGCAGGCACAAAUGCUUUUGAAUGAACAGGCACAACAACUACAGGAGCUGAAUUACAGACUUGAAUUGCACUCCAGUGAGGAAGCUGACAAAAACCAAACUCUGGGAGAAGCUGUUAAGAGUCUCUCCGAGGCAAAGAUGGAGCUGAGAAGAAAAGAUCAAUCUCUGCGUCAGCUCAAUAGACAUCUUACCCAGCUGGAGCAGGACAAGCGUCGACUGGAGGAGAACAUCCAUGAUGCAGAGAGUGCCCUCCGCAUGGCAGCCAAAGACAAAGAAUGUGUUGCUAAUCACAUGAGAACCAUAGAAAAUAUGCUUCAUAAGGUCAGAGAUCAGAUCUCGCUGUCACGGACUGCAGCAAGUAGGAAUGACUUCACCCUGCAGCUACCCAAACUGCACCUGGAGACCUUUGCAAUGGAGGGGCUCAAGGGCGGGCCAGAGGUUGUAGCAUGCCAGGCUAUGAUUAAAAGUUUCAUGGAUGUCUACCAGCUUGCAAGCUCUAGAAUCAUUACAUUAGAGAAGGAAAUGACAUCUCAUCGAAGUCACAUUGCAACCUUGAAAUCAGAGCUUCACACAGCUUGUUUACGUGAAAAUGAAAAUUUACAAACAAUGGGAUCACGAGACCAUUCGAAUAUUUCCAUUCCUUCAAGAGCUGCUCUUCCUACUGACACAGUUGAUGUUAGGGAUAUUUUGCCAUUGCAAGCUGAACUUGAUACAACUUAUACUUUCUUAAAGGAUGCAUUUUCAAAUACUCUGCCUCAUCCUCUAUCAUCUCAUUCCUCUCCAGUGGCUAUGUCUGCUAAUGCCAAAAGAUCACCUCAGAUUGGAUUAUGACUUUAUAAAAUAAAAAAAAUGGAGGAAGAAUUAACAGUACAAUUAAAUUGUUUUGAAGGGGAAUUUUCUUACAGUGGAAUUUUGUUUCAGCACAAGUUGGGGUGGGUUUUUAAAAAACUGUGUGAUAUCUUGAUGUGUGCAGGUAUCUGUCUCCUUGAAUAACAAAAUAACCCACUUUUUUCUCACUUAAGUUUUAUUUUAUUAUCACAGAUCCUCAUUUUUAUGUAACAUAUUUUUAAAUGUUAAAGAAUGACACAUUUUGGGUAAUUUCCCUCGGACUUAAAAAAUCAAUAAGCCAUUUUAGUCUCUAUCUAUCAAAGUUGUUUCAUACUUGUCUAUUUUAAAGCAGGACUGCAAUACUUUAAUAGGAUUGAGAGAGCUAUUUGAAAUGUAUGCCAAUGAUUCCUGUCAUUUCAUGGCAGCCCUGCCAUGGUUCACUGAGCCCCUCUUCUCUCUUGUCAGCUCAACUGAAGACAAGCAUUUAGUUGCAAACUUUAAGCAGGUUGUGCAAAACAGAAAUGAUGUGACUGCUUCUCCUCCUGCACAAUAAUGUCACUCCUGGUCAAUGUGAGAAGGUCAGGUUGCUCCUUGUAAAGCUACAUGAUACCACUUGCCCAUUUGAACAAGUUAAGUUAACUGCUGAAUCUGGUCCCUGCAGGCAUUGAAAACUCAUCCUUUUAUCAAGUCUGCAUUUGAUAAGAAAGUAGAGCAAUUGUACUGAGAGGAUUUCUGUGGUGUGUUUAGGCACUUUAUAAGGACAGUUCCCACAUCAGUAUAGCAGGUAAUAUAUUUAGUAUAAGCUAAAAAACUUCAAGGUAAUGGCUGUUUUGACCUUCAAAAUAGACUCCUUUUUUGUUUUUGUUGUUGGUAGGACCCAAGAGUGACGCCCAUCUUUGAUGCUGACAGAAUUUAAAACAAGGCCAUUGCCCUGCAUUUUCUGCCUUGUAGCACACAAAAGUAAAAUUGUAUGUCAGGCCGAGAUGUCGGGGAGCUGACAAGAUGCCCCAGUGACAUUUCAGCUAGAAAGAGCAAGUGUCUUGCAACCAAGUGGUCAAAUAUCAAAUAAUAGGUCAAGCAGGAAGGAGCUGAGUUCUAACCACAAAGAGGUUUCUGGUAACUUACUUGACAAGCUUUUGGGCGCUUUGUGGCUUGACAAAGUGAUGUUCUGUUGGGUAUCGCUAGACAGACUGUUCUUUAUCGCCUUCAGAAGAUCAGACAUUGACAUUGAUUAAACUCUUUAACCCUUAAAGGUUAAAUCCUUGCAGUUUGCAUCAUGGUAAGUGAAGAACAAAAGAAUAUUUGUAAUAUGUAUUUGUAUUUGUAUUAAUCGUUUAACUCCCCAGUGAUAUUAACUUCUGAUGGGAACUGUAGUUUUUGACAAAGAAUUUUGAUACAAAAUAUAUAUUUUAUAUUUUUAUUUUUCAUUAUGGAGUUUUUCAUUAUGGACACAAUAGAAAAUAAUGGCAUGUAUUAUGGAAUAUAUAUUGUGUUUACAGUGACAUUUGACUAAAUAUAUCCAACUUCUGAGGAUUUUUUUAUUGGUUCCAAUGAAUAAAGUUUGUACACUGUUAAUGUUAUUAGCCAAAUUAGCAAGUGAUUUAUGCUAUCUGAGCUGGUAGUGCUGUCAUACUGUGUAACACAAUACCAUUUCUUAUAUGAGGGAGCCAGUAUAAUUAGCUUGAAUAAAACUUUAGAAAGCUUUUGAUGUGGAGUAAAAUUGUAUUUUUAACCAAAUUUCUCUUAAUUUGGUCCUUGGAAUUCUUUUAAUGUAUCCUGUGUAUUAUAAUCUUAUGAAAUUCAAUUUUCAAAUUUAUUGUAACACAGAAUGUGCUAUUGAUCGUUUUUAUGUAGAUCUUAAAAUAAUGUCUGCACAUUUCAAAACACUUCAUUCUGCCAUUUCAUUCAAUGAUUAGAAUAUUCCCCAUGUGGAAAUUGAUAAAUGGUUUUUCAUGUGGUAUCAGUGAGCCUCCAAUUCUCAUGGGAAAGAAAAGGUAAAGCAGUGUUACCCUAUGUGACUUACGUGUCUAUGUGUAUGUGUGUAUGUUUGGGUUGAAUCUUUUUUCAGAUGCUACUGAUUUAAGAGGAGUAAGCUCUUUUGUAAAAUGUGCCUUGAACAGGUUUUGAUCUUCUUGCCUUAAUGUUAAAAUCCAUUAAUGGGAUAACUCCAAAAAUAAAUGUGUAUGUCUUUCCA
Messenger RNA from Marmota monax (woodchuck), 6575 nucleotides. It is a transcript of the gene Ccdc171, whose product is annotated as coiled-coil domain containing 171. Lineage: Eukaryota; Metazoa; Chordata; Mammalia; Rodentia; Sciuridae. The record is from RefSeq and is a predicted model, not a curated record. The transcript has 27 exons. Bases 380 to 4384 code for a protein of 1334 amino acids.